AUGCCUGAAAUCUUAACUCUUCAAAUUGGGCAAUGUGGUAACCAAGUGGGUCAGCAAUUUUGGAGCCAACUAUGUAAUGAACAUGGGAUAGGACCUGAUGGUAUGACAACAGUUGAAGGAAUGCGUGAAGAUGAAACCAACAUAUUUUUCAAUAGUAAUGAUGAUAAAAGAUUCACACCAAGAGCGUUAUUAGUCGAUCUUGAACCCGGUGUGAUAUCAGACAUAAAAUCUAAAACCAACAAUUUGUUCAAUGAUAGAAAUAUUCAUCUUUCUAGUACUGGUUCAAGCGCUGGGAAUAUAUGGUCCAAAGGUUAUGAUUACGCUGAGAGUCAAAAUGAAUUAUUCUUGGAAAUGAUUGAUAGAGAACUAGAUUCGUGUGAUAACUUAGAGGCAUUUCAAUUGAUUCAUUCAGUGGCUGGUGGUACUGGUUCUGGUGUUGGUUCAUAUUUUUUGGAAAUAUUGGCUGACCGUUACAACAAAAAAUUGACAACAACCUACUCUAUAUUCCCUGAAAGUGUUCAAUCAUCGGAUGUUGUUGUUCAACCAUAUAACACUGUGCUUACUUUGAAAAGGUUAAUCGAUUCUUCAGAUGCUAACAUUGUUAUAGAGAAUAGUGCCUUGUUGAAUAAUGCUAUCAAGACUUUCCAAAGUAAUAGUCCAUCAACAACCCAAACAAAUCAGUUGAUCGCAGCUGUGAUGUCCGGCGCUACCAACACUUUAAGAUACCCAGGAUACAUGUACAAUUCCUAUACAAGCAUAAUAUCAACAUUAGUGCCAACACCUGACCUUCAUUUUUUGGUACCAAGUUAUACCCCUUUCACUUCAGAUUUUGUCACUGAUGCUAAACAAAUAAGAAAGAGUUCGGCAUACGACGUUGUUUUAGAGUUAUUAGACAAGAAGAUAAAAAUGAUUGAUGUUGAAGAAAAGCAUAAUCUUUACAUUUCAAUAUUCGGUAUUUUACAAGGUGAUUAUGAUCAAACUGAUAUACAGAAGGCUAUAAUAAAGGCACAACAAAGAGCUAAAUUUGUUCCUUGGAGCUCUUCAAGUGUUCAUGUUGCUAAUGGUAAAAAGUCUCAACAUUACAAGACUUCAGAUUCAGACUAUGUGAGUGGUCUUAUGCUUUCAAAUACUUCAUCUAUUAUUUCACUGUUGGGUAAAACGUGUAAACAGUAUGAUAAGAUCAUGAGAAGAAAUGCGUUUGUUGGUGGUUACAAAGAUGGUAAAUUGUUUCAAAAUGGUCUUGAUGAAUUUAAAGAGUCUAGGGAAACUGUUCAAAGUGUUAUUGAUGAGUAUAAAAGAGCUGAAUUGGUGAGUUAUUUGGAUGAUGAUGUUGAAGAUGAAGAAGUAGAGCUAUAG
Molecule: messenger RNA, 1356 nt
Organism: Hansenula anomala
Lineage: Eukaryota; Fungi; Ascomycota; Saccharomycetes; Phaffomycetales; Wickerhamomycetaceae
Gene: TUB4
Product: gamma-tubulin
Exons: 3
Coding region: 1-1356 (451 amino acids)
Biological process (GO): mitotic cell cycle; microtubule nucleation; cytoplasmic microtubule organization
Cellular component (GO): centrosome; cytoplasm; microtubule
Molecular function (GO): GTP binding; structural constituent of cytoskeleton
Source: RefSeq, a predicted model, not a curated record